AUGACUGUUAAGCACCUCUCUGUGGAUUACAACAAGGUGAACGAACGAGGCACCUUCUCCCCUGGGGACAUCCUCUCAGGAAAGGUGACAGUGGUUACCAGCAAGGAAAUCAAAGUGCAGUGUUUUCUGGUCAAAGCCAAAGGAAAGGUUAAGGUGACUUGGUCUGAACGAGUAGGACAAGAGAUAGUUGUCCACUGCAACAAGAAGAAAUACUUUUAUUUUGAACACAUUAUUCUUCAGGAUAAAAACAAAGGAGAUGGGUCAGAAAUCAUCGGCCCUGGGAGAAAUGUGUAUCCAUUCACCUUUGUGAUUCCAAAUACAGAUAUGCCUUCAACUUAUGAGGGGAAAUGGGGCAAAGUUACAUAUAGUUUGCGAACACGGCUGACUCAGUCUAUCUGGCUUGUCCACAAAACCAAGAUUGAAUUCCCUUUUCUAACCAAAGCAGAGUUUCCUUUUGCCUCCAAAUCAGACAUGAUAAUCAUCGAACUUAAGGAGCAACAAUACGCAACCAGGAUUUCAUUUUAUGGCUCUCAAAAGGUAACAAUGAAUGUUACCUCAGAAAAGGUGGGAGUAAAGCAAGGCGAGGCAAUAGGAGUCUCUGUAGAAGUGCUCAACGAGUCCACCCGCACAGUAACCCCCAAAUUCUACCUGUGUGAGAAGCAGACCUUUGCUGCUCAGUCAAAGAGGAUAGUACACACAAAUGACACCUUGUUUGCAACAGGAGACGCCGUUCCAGCUGAGAUCAGUCGGACUAUGACCAAGGUUCUGAGUAUCCCUCCACAGCUCGCCCCUACCUUCUUCAACUGUGGCAUGAUGAAGCUUGAGUACAGAAUCAGGGUCACUCUUGACGGUGUCCCUCUGGCAAGAGACCCAGAGAUCAAACUUCCUCUGGUCAUUCUUUUGGGUUCGCCAAAACCACAUGAACAAAAACCAAAGAGAUCCAUCUGGUUUCGAAAGCUUCCCGGUUAAAAGGAUGCUGCUGCAUGUUCAUACUACCUCAAGUGCCUGUAAAAUGUGUCCGCUGUGUAUUCUCUUGUCCACUAGAUGGAGAUGUGUGUCACUAAUUAGUCUACCAGUAAUGUUUAAUUAAUUUGA
Molecule: messenger RNA, 1095 nt
Organism: Larimichthys crocea (large yellow croaker)
Lineage: Eukaryota; Metazoa; Chordata; Actinopteri; Sciaenidae
Product: arrestin domain-containing protein 3
Exons: 6
Coding region: 1-969 (322 amino acids)
Biological process (GO): protein transport
Cellular component (GO): cytoplasm; plasma membrane
Source: RefSeq, a predicted model, not a curated record